AUGAGAAAUUCAAUUCUCGUUAAAAGAAAUAUCAAAAAGAAACGUAAAGAAUUUUUAGAAGAUGAAAAAGUUUUAGUUGGUAAUAAAAUUAGUGAAGGUCAUGAAAAUUUUGUAAUGGCUUAUAAUAUGUUAACCGGUAUUAGAGUUGCUGUAAGUCGUUGCUCCGGUAUAAUGAAAAAAUUAAAUGAUGAAGAUUUUAAAUCAACUAAAAAAUUAUCUUUUAAUAUGGAUGGGAGUGAAUUAACUCCAAGUUCAAAAUAUGAUUUUAAAUUUAAAGAUUACUGUCCCGAAGUUUUUAGAGAAUUAAGAAAUAUGUUUGGUUUAGAUCCUGCUGAUUAUCUUGUUUCAAUCACUGGUAAAUAUAUUUUAUCCGAAUUAGGUUCUCCUGGUAAAAGUGGAUCAUUUUUCUAUUAUUCAAGAGACUAUCGUUUUAUCAUUAAAACUAUUCAUCAUUCUGAACAUAAACAGUUAAGGAGAAUCUUAAAAGAUUAUUAUAAUCAUGUUAAAGAAAAUCCAAAUACUCUUAUAUCUCAAUUUUAUGGCUUACAUCGAGUUAAAAUGCCAUUUUUAACUGGUAGUAAAAAAAUUCAUUUUAUUGUCAUGAAUAAUUUAUUUCCUCCUCAUCGUGAUAUUCAUUUAAAAUAUGAUUUGAAAGGUUCUACCUGGGGUCGUACUACCAAAAUUAAUUCGAAUAAGGAAGAUUUAUCUAGUUUAACUUUAAAAGAUUUAAAUUUUUUGGAAAGAAAUGAUUCAAUUAAAUUUGGUCCAAAUAAAAAAAGUUUAUUUUUCAAACAAUUAGAAUCCGAUGUUAAAUUAUUAAAAAAAAUUAAUGUAAUGGAUUAUUCUUUAUUAUUAGGUAUUCAUGACGUUAAAAAGGGUAACAAUUCAAAUUUUGAAAAAUUAUCUGUUUUUGAUCCAAAAUCUUCCGAUAAAUUUGAAUUGAUUAAAACUAAUCCCAGAGAUAUUGAUCGUGAAAAUGAUUUACCAACUAAUGUUUAUCCUGGUAGAUCAAAAUAUGUUUUUUAUGGUCAUGAUGGUGGUAUAAGAUCAACUAAUGAGUUAAAUGAACCUUUAAAUGAAAUUUAUUAUUUAGGUAUUAUAGAUUGUUUAACUAAUUAUUCAACAAAGAAAAAAUUAGAAACUUUUUGGAGAUCUUUAGGCCAUCAAAGAUCAACCAUUUCUGCAUUACCAGCAAAUGAAUACGGUGAUAGAUUUUUAAAAUUUAUUAAAGAUGGUACCUCCAAAGUCAAACAAAAAAUUAAUUAA
This is a messenger RNA of Hyphopichia burtonii NRRL Y-1933, 1266 nucleotides long. It is a transcript of the gene MSS4, whose product is annotated as 1-phosphatidylinositol-4-phosphate 5-kinase. Lineage: Eukaryota; Fungi; Ascomycota; Pichiomycetes; Serinales; Debaryomycetaceae. The transcript has a single exon. Bases 1 to 1266 code for a protein of 421 amino acids. The record is from RefSeq and is a predicted model, not a curated record. Gene Ontology annotation, molecular function: phosphatidylinositol kinase activity. Gene Ontology annotation, biological process: phosphatidylinositol metabolic process.